Molecule: messenger RNA, 3342 nt
Organism: Danaus plexippus (monarch butterfly)
Lineage: Eukaryota; Metazoa; Arthropoda; Insecta; Lepidoptera; Nymphalidae
Gene: atl
Product: atlastin
Exons: 12
Coding region: 178-1920 (580 amino acids)
Biological process (GO): protein homooligomerization; endoplasmic reticulum organization
Molecular function (GO): GTPase activity; GTP binding
Source: RefSeq, a predicted model, not a curated record
AAUAUUAUUGUUUUAAACGCGUUUUUCGUCAGUGUGUGGCGCGAACGGCGGUUACGUCGCUCGUCAGUUACCCUCGUGUAAGUUGUGACAUUGAAAAUGGGUUCUUUUUAUAAUUGCUGCCUGGAUUCUGGUGCUGGUCCUCAAGGAACACAGUGUGUUAUCUGGCUUACACUUUGAAUGACUUUCGGCGGGAACCGAGUGAAAAUGACGGGGGGAUCAGAGAGGAUUCUCACUGAAGGGACCGAGGUUGUGGCCCGGAUGCGUUUACAACUAACGAGAGACAUACAUAUGACAGAGAAGCCGUCUGCCCCUCCACGGACAGGAGCCCGGGGGGUGCAGGUGGUGAACACGGGCCCCGAGCACACGUUCGUCUUGGAUGAAGAGGCGCUGGAACACUUACUGCUGCAGGAUGACAUCAAAGACAGAUCAGCCGUCGUCAUAUCUGUGGCGGGGGCAUUCCGCAAGGGCAAGUCCUUCCUGCUCGACUUCUUCCUCCGGUACAUGCAUCACAAGUACGGCGCUGGCGGGGGUGGCGGCGAGUGGCUGGGGUCGGAGGACGAGCCGCUGGCGGGGUUCAGCUGGCGCGGAGGAUCCGAGAGAGACACCACCGGCAUACUCAUGUGGUCCGAGAUAUUCAAGGCCACGCUGGAGACUGGGGAGAAGGUAGCCAUAAUCUUGCUGGACACUCAAGGUGCCUUCGACAGUGAGUCCACGGUCCGCGAGUGUGCGACGGUGUUCGCCCUGUCUACAAUGUUGUCCUCAGUUCAGAUCUAUAACCUGGCCCAGAACAUACAGGAGGAUGAUCUCCAGCACUUGCAGUUGUUCACUGAGUACGGCCGUCUGGCGCUGGAGGACGGGGGGCGGACUCCCUUCCAGCGACUGCAGUUCGUUGUUAGGGACUGGAGCUUCCCUUACGAGGCGCCCUACGGAGCCGAGGGCGGCCAGAAGAUACUCCAGAGAAGAUUGAAAGUGUCUGACAAACAGCACCCCGAGCUGCAGUCCCUCCGGAAGCACAUCACGUCUUGUUUUUCGGAGAUCGCCUGCUUCCUGAUGCCUCACCCCGGACUCAAGGUCGCCACCAGCCCCGACUUCGAUGGACGGCUAUCUGAUAUCGAAGGUGAGUUCAAGCGCGCGUUGGUGCAGUUGGUACCGAUGCUGCUGGCUCCCCACAACCUGGUCCCCAAACUCAUCAACGGACAGCCCGUCAGGGUCAAGGACCUGCUGCAGUACUUCAAGAGCUACAUGAACAUCUACAGAGGAAACGACUUGCCGGAACCGAAGAGCAUGCUCGUGGCGACGGCGGAGGCCAACAACCUGACGGCGGUGGCGGAGGCUCGAGACGUGUACACCACGUUGAUGGAGGAGGUGUGUGGCGGCGCGCGGCCCUACCUGCAGACACAGCUGCUGGACAUGGAGCAUCAGAGGAUCCGGGACAAGGCCCUGCACGCCUUCCGCGCCAAGCGCAAGAUGGGGGGAGACGAGUUCAGCAAGUCCUAUCACGAUCAGCUCGUGCAGGACCUGGAGGACCAGUUCUCACAGUUCCGCGCCCACAACGAGAGUAAAAACAUCUUCAAGGCGGCUCGGACGCCGUCGGUGCUGUUUGCGGUGGCGCUGGCUUUCUACGUGAUGAGCGGAGUGCUGGGCCUCCUCGCGCUCUACCCGCUGGCCAACCUCUGCAACCUGGUCAUGGGACUGGCGCUGCUCACCUUGGCCUUGUGGGCCUACAUCAGGUACAGCGGAGAGAUGAGGGAACUCGGUGUCACCAUAGACGAGUCCGCCAGCUGGCUGUGGGACAACGUUAUGAAGCCGGUGUACCAGGCGGGCAUAGAGAAGGGCAUGGAGCACGCGGCGGCGGCGGCGGCCGAGCGCGCCAUGGGACCUUCGACGCCGAACGCCAAUGGCAAAUUCAAACAAUUGUGAUGUCCCCACGCCCACGCCGGCCACGCCCACGCCCACGGCUGCGGCGAGCUCUCCGCUCGCGGUCACAGAAGCCUGUUGGACGACUUGUGCUCUGUUUGUGUCCUCAGUGUCCAAGUGCUUAGUGAAAAUAUCAGACCCACGAUCUUCACCGCACGUUACCACGACAGACACCACCCGUGUGCUCUUCCAUGUUCUACGGAGUGUGUCGCACUCGGCAGCACUCACAGACAGCGCUGUUCGGUCGCCGUUAAUAAUUUUAUAAAUUUUAAAUACAGUCUAGUUUUUAAAAUGAUUCCCUCACAUCGCGGAGCGGCGGCCGGCGCAGAACCGGCGGGAGAUCGAAAAUUCAUAGUUCAAUUCACGACACAUUAUAGAAAUCGAAACGGUCGCCGACCGCGACCAGCAACGUGCUCAAUUAAUAUGUACAUAGAGAUAAGCGGACUCCGGCACAGAGUGACUGGACCUAUGGCAGGGCGGUGAGGGUGAGCGGUGCGGAGUGGGGGUGCACGCGCGCUGUGCGGCGGACCGCGCUCCUCGGGGGCCGGCCUCCGCUGACCAGAGAUAUAAUCGUUUUUAUGUAGCUUAGUGGUUGGUUUUCAGAUAUUUUAUAACGGAUUGUUGACGGGUGGGGGGGGGAGGUGGCCGAGUGAGGGUCUUGUACAGCCAUAGAUAAAUUAUGUUGUUAGCUUUAGUGGAUGAUAGGGUAACGCGUGGCUGGGUCGGCCCGGCAGACGGUGUUAGACUCGCACGUUGUGUCAGAAUGACCUUGACCUGGCAGGUCCAAAAUCAUUGACGCGCAAGUGACAGAGGAAGUGUAGCAUCAAAAUCGACUGUCUCGUAAAUCAUGUAGGAAGAGAGCAAUAAUUAGAUGUAAUCGGAGCAACGGACGUGAGAUGGACUGGCUGCACAAAUUAUGAUUAAACUAUUCGUACGGUGCAUCGGACGUUCUCACCGAGGACUGCUCCCGUAAUUAAAAUUAUCGCCGACGGAUGACCUGUCUUGAAAUGUUGGGUGUGGCGAGGCAGUGUCACCCGCUGACGCGCACAGGAACACGUCCGCAGUAACUGUACUUAAAAUCAAAUGUGACUGUUCAGACGGCGGAGGUCGCGGCGCAGGUUUGUAAAAAGUAAAAAAAAUUGUAAAUAAAUGUUGUCCAAACAUAUCUGUUUUUGUAGAUAGAUAUAUUCCUGGUGUGCCAAGACAAGGAAUCGGUUGCCGAGAGAUCCGAUCACCAUCACGAUGGGAACAAAGCGGCUCCGGAACUGUCUGUUGUAAAAUUAAAUAGUUUAUUGUGUUGUUGGUCGCUGAGCCUCGGCCCUCGGUGACGUUUUGUAGAGCCUCGUUUCUGUUGAACCUACACUUGUUUACAAUACAGGAAUAUUAAUUAUUUAAGAUAACAAUAAAAUACAGUUUUUAUAAACA